UUUAUUUAAACAGAGUUCUGCAUAUUUAGUUUCAUUUUUGAACUGUGACCGACUAACUAUUCUGAAGUCUUUGAGGGUCGUUGAACUUUUGACGAAGAGAGGCGUGAGAUCUAGGCAAAAUGACUCAGUGGUAUGAGCUGCAGCAACUAGAGUCGAAAUAUCUGGAGCAAGUUGAUCAGCUCUAUGAUGACAGCUUUCCAAUGGAAAUUAGACAGUACCUAAGCCAGUGGAUUGAAAGCCAAGACUGGGAUCUUGCAGCCACAAAUGAUUCCCUGGCCACCUUGCGGUUUCAUGACCUGCUUUCACAAUUAGAUGACCAAUACAGUCGCUUUACACUGGAGAACAACUUCCUGAUGCAGCACAAUAUCCGGAAAAUAAAACGCAAUCUUCAGGUUCACUUUCAGGAAGAUCCGAUCCAGAUGGCAAUGAUCAUUUGCAGCUGUCUGAAAGAAGAAGAGAAGAUAUUAGACAUGGCAAAGAAAGCUGACCAGGACAACAUAGGGAGCACACAGAAUACUGCAAUGCUGGAGAAACAGAAGGAAUUGGAUUACAAAGUGAGAGAUAUAAAGAACAGAGUUCAGGAAACAGAACAGAGGAUUAAGUCACUUGAGGACCUGCAAGACGAACAUGACUUCAAAUACAAAACUCUACAGAGCAGAGAGCACGAAUCAAGUGGCACAACCCCAAUUGAAAUCAAACGUGAAGAAAUGAUCAUCAAAAACAUGUUUAUAGAACUGAACAUGAAAAGAGAGGAUGUAGUGUGUAAAAUAGCAGAAGCCUUGAAUCUCACAGAACAGAUUCAGACUGCCCUCAUAACAGACGAGCUUGUGGAGUGGAAACGUCGCCAGCAGAUUGCUUGCAUUGGAGGGCCUCCAAACGCAUGUCUGGACCAGCUGCAGACUUGGUUUACAAUAGUGGCCGAGAGUCUGCAGCAGGUCCGACAGCAGUUAAAGAAGUUGGAGGAGCUGGAGCAGAAAUACACGUACGAGAAUGACCCAAUCACACAGAAGAAGCAUUUCCUGGAGGACAGAGCACAGCUGCUGUUCCGCAGUCUGAUUCAGAGUUCUUUUGUGGUGGAGAGGCAACCCUGCAUGCCAACUCACCCUCAGAGACCCUUGGUCUUGAAGACCGGGGUGCAGUUCACGGUGAAGCUAAGGCUCCUGGUUAAACUUCAUGAACUGAAUUAUCAGCUGCGUGUUAAAGGAUCAUUUGAUAAAGAUGUGAAUGAGAAGAAUGUGAAAGGAUUCCGAAAGUUUAACAUUCUGGGGACCAGUACAAAAGUAAUGAACAUGGAGGAGUCAACAAAUGGAAGUUUAGCUGCUGAGUUCAGACAUCUGCAACUGAAAGAGCAGAAAAACACAGGAAGCAGAACCAACGAGGGUCCUCUCAAUGUGACUGAGGAGCUCCACUCUAUCAGCUUUGAGACACAGCUCUGCCAGCCCGGACUGGUAAUAGAUUUAGAGACGUCCUCUCUUCCUCUGGUGGUUAUCUCUAAUGUGAGCCAACUUCCCAGUGGCUGGGCUUCCAUUCUGUGGUACAACAUGUUGACUAAUGAGCCCAAGAAUCUGUUCUUCUUCCUGAACCCCCCUGCUGCCAGAUGGAGCCAGCUGUCCGAGGUUCUGAGCUGGCAGUUCUCAUCGGUCACCAAACGAGGGCUGAACUCUGAGCAGCUCACCAUGCUGGGGGAGAAACUGCUGGGUCCUAAUGCCAGUAACCCUGAAGGCCUAAUUCCCUGGACCAAGUUUUGCAAGGAGAAUGUAAAUGAAAAAUCCUUCUGGUUAUGGAUUGAAGGGAUCUUGGAGCUUAUUAAAAGGCACCUUCUGCCACUGUGGAAUGAUGGCUGCAUCAUGGGGUUUGUUAGCAAGGAGAGGGAACGUGCUUUGCUGAAUAACAAAAGUCCUGGCACGUUCCUACUGAGAUUCAGUGAAAGCAGCAGAGAGGGGGCCAUAACCUUCACGUGGGUGGAAAGGUCACACAACGAUGAACCUCAAUUCCACGCAGUGGAGCCCUAUACCAAGAAAGAGCUGUCGGCUGUGUCAUUCCCAGACAUAAUCCGAAAUUACAAAGUGAUGGCUGCUGAGAAUAUCCCUGAAAACCCGCUCCGAUUCCUUCACCCUGAUAUUCCCAAGGAUAAUGCUUUUGGAAAAUACUACUCCAGACCAACAGAGCCCUCAGAACCUAUGGAUGUGGAUAAUGAUAAAAGAAGUAAUGGCUACAUGCGAACUGAAUUAAUCUCUAUAUCAGAAGUCCACCCCUCCAGACUUCAAUCACCAGAAAACCUGUGUCCCAUGUCCCCAGACGAAUAUGGUGAACUUGAGCGGAUUAUUAACCCUGCAGAAAUCAACACUGUGAUGUGUUCAACGUAUCCAAACUAAGUAUGGACAGUCAUGCACCUGGACUUCAUAAAAUAUCUGUACUACAAAUGGGUUCUCAAAAUGACCUCCAUACUCUAUGUGACUAUGUACUGUUUUCUGAAAACAGCUAUUCCAAGUGACUUACUCUAAACAUUUUAGCAAGGGUUACUUUGGCUGAGUAGGGAAAAAAAAACAAAAAAAAACUAGCCUGUUAGAAACAGUGACUCUCACAAAUGCAUCCAGCUUGUGGUUUAGAGAAAGUUAGAAAUAACCGCUGCAUUACUGUUUUGAUUUUUUGAGUAUUUGCUUAUGCUGUAGACAGAGUUGUAGGUAAAUGUCUAUUCAUAAAAUAUUUUGUAAGAAACAGUACCCCUUGUACAAACAGUAAUAUA
This is a messenger RNA of Polyodon spathula (Mississippi paddlefish), 2746 nucleotides long. RefSeq names its product signal transducer and activator of transcription 1-alpha/beta-like. Gene Ontology annotation, molecular function: RNA polymerase II cis-regulatory region sequence-specific DNA binding; DNA-binding transcription factor activity, RNA polymerase II-specific. Bases 120 to 2375 code for a protein of 751 amino acids. The record is from RefSeq and is a predicted model, not a curated record. The transcript has 24 exons. Gene Ontology annotation, biological process: defense response; response to peptide hormone; cell surface receptor signaling pathway via JAK-STAT. Lineage: Eukaryota; Metazoa; Chordata; Actinopteri; Acipenseriformes; Polyodontidae.